AUGGGUGUGUUUGACUUUGUGAAGAAGCAGAAGGCGGGGAGCUCCGCGCCGAGGGCCGCAGCAGCGGAGCCGGUGGCAGCAGCAGCAGCAGCAGCGCCGCCAGCAGCAGCAGCAGCAGCGCCGCCAGCAGCAGCAGCAGCAGCGCCGCCAGCAGCAGCAGCAGCAGCAGCAGCAGCAGCAGCAACAAAGGGGGCCUACCUGGUCUUCGACACUGCCAGCAACGGCACUCUCUUCAUAGUUUGGAGUGUAUCUCCAGUUGAAGGCGCCAUGGCUUUCUUCGAACCCAAAAAGCCAGUGCCAGAUUUCAAGUACAAAGACAAGGGCGGAAAGUCCGAAAUCUUCCGAAACCUCUCGCAAGACAAGAAGAACUACUACGAGGGUUUUUGUCAGUUUUUCAAAACUGCUGCUGAACACAAAGGGCUUUGCCGUUUGCUGCAGGGCCUGGAAGCAGCGCCAAUAAAGGUGGAAGUGGCUUUUCUGGAGAGCAGCAGCAACAAAGUCAUUUUCCUCGAUGCUGCUGCUGCUGUCAGUGCUGCUGCUGCUGCUGCUGUUGCAUGCACCCCCAAGGGCGACUCUUCCCUCCACGUGCAGACCCUCGCCAAGGACGUCUUCGUCCGAAACGCCAGGAGGGGCGGCGCUGCGCUCAUCUUCUAG
Messenger RNA from Eimeria necatrix, 654 nucleotides. Its product is annotated as Chromosome III, complete sequence, related. The record is from RefSeq and is a predicted model, not a curated record. The transcript has 2 exons. Lineage: Eukaryota; Apicomplexa; Conoidasida; Eucoccidiorida; Eimeriidae. Bases 1 to 654 code for a protein of 217 amino acids.